AAUGAAUAUCAAAAUAUCAAGUCUAUAUCCUUCUGUUCCGGUUUGACACAUCUUAAUAAAUACGCAUUUCCAUAUUUCUCCAAAGUAUACAGUGAGUGGACUAUACGCAAGAAAACUGAUGAGAGGAUAAAUAGGAUCACUAAAGAAAAUGAUAGGCUAAAACGUAAACUUAAUGUAAGAGGUAAUAAUAAAGAGAUAUAUUCAUCUGAUGAAGGUAAUACAGAAAAUAACAAUGAUGAUAACCUUGAAUCAAGGUUCAAAGCUGUUAAAAAUAGCACAAAGAAACUUUAUCUAGGUAAUGAUACGGGAUUAAAAGCGGGAGAUAUCUAUACAAUAGGAGAGAUAAUCGAUGAGGUCAACCCAGUAACGGGAUUUUAUGUUUUACGUGCACAGAUAACGAAUAAAACAUACGGGAUCACAACAUGGGUCAAGUUUACAAACUUCGAGGUGUUUUUUGAUAUUCUCAUACCACCCAAUCACCCAAAUCCCAAAGAGUAUUGUAAUAUUUUAAUCAAAACAAUGGAGUACACAAAUGCUAGACAUCCUAAUAGCACAUGGGUAAAGAUGACCAGUUUGAUAAAAGAUUACCCGAUAGUUAAACGUAAUGAUGGUAAAGAGUAUUUACGAAUUAGAUUCACAGAUCAUAGUAAGCGAAGAUCUGUUAUCCAAGCCAUUUACCAGGAUAAAUUCAAGUCAUAUACGAUCUGUGAAGACUCACUUAGUGGUUUCUUUAUACUUAAGGAUGAAGCGCAUGUACUCUUAAUAGACGAAUAUGAGAACUGCCUUAAAUAUGACAAAGAUGUUAUAUUUUUAGAUGAUGACUUCUUUUGCAAUGAGAUAGUAUAUGCAUUUGAUCUGAAAACGACAUUUUUACAAAACUUCAAUCAUGAAAUUAAAAAAAAAGAUAUGAUUGGACGUGGUAGUACCCCGUUUGACCGUGCAUACAUGAACAUUAGUGUUUUUACCCAAGGUAAUGAUCCUGUGCUACUGGGAGUGAUUUGCCUGCUCGAUACCAGAACCGAUACACCACUUCGAUAUGAAUCGGAAGAGAAAAUCAAGGAAAGAAUAUGGAAGAUAGUGAAUGACAUAACAAAGUUUCAAAAAGUUGACCCUGAGACUAUAAAGACCAUGGUAAAUUUUUCAGAGAAAAAUUACGAGGAAAUGGUCAAGGCGUUUGCAAAGAUACAGAAUAACAUCAAAUCACAUGUGAUCAUUGGCAAUAAUUCAAAUGGAUUUGAUAUGCCAUUCAUUAUGCAAAGGUUGGAAUGGCUUGGUAGUACAAUGAUAGAAGAAUUUUAUAGGAUAGCGACCGAUGCGAUAGAAUAUACUUAUAUCAAGUUUGACGGAACACUGUUCUGGGACUCAAUGACAAUAUUUCAACGCGAGUUCUCUGGGCGUCAGAGUAGUUUAAAUUACAUGCUUGAUACUCUAGAGAUCCCUUCCAAGAUCGGGUUGAGUUACAGACGUAUAGAUAAGAUUGUAUCGCUUGCUAUUGAAAUGGCCAAGAUUCAAGAUAAAAUAACCAAAUUAAAUAUUGAUUUGAUGGAUUACCAUAACAAGAUCGAAGAACUUAAUUCAAGACAAGAUGCGAUGAUUUAUAACUGUGAAUAUGUACAACCAUUCCGUGAUGGUAAAACAAGCAUGUUGAAUUGUCUUAUAGCUAAGAAGUAUAAUAAGGAACAUAAUGACAAGCCGGUAUCGUACAGUAUCAAAGAUAAGAAGAAAUUUCAAGGUGCAGAGGUAAUCGACCUAGAGACCGGGUAUUAUAUGGAUCUUAUUUAUGUACUUGAUUUUGCAAGUUUGUACCUGUCGAUAAUACGUGAAUACAAUAUAGGACCUGAUACGCUUAGAUAUAAAAAGCCUAAUGAGAAACAUCGAGUGGUACAUCUCAUAGACAAUAACGUGAGAACAAAUCAGGAUAUAUACUUUAUCCAUGAGGAUACUCAAGAAAGCAUCAUACGAAACAUUCUCAUGGAUCUGAUAAAAAAGAAAAAAGAAGCCAAGAAAGAGCGUGACAAGUAUAUUGGGAGUAAUGAUGUGAUGUAUAAUAUAUUAGAUCAGAAGCAACUUGCAUAUAAAGCAUCAGCAAAUGCAUUAUACGGAGGCCUAGGUUCCCCGUAUCUUGGUAUUGCUAUACCAGUGAUAUCACAGUGUAUAACCUUUGUUGCUCGGGAACUAUGCGGUUAUGAAACG
Molecule: messenger RNA, 2193 nt
Organism: Racocetra persica
Lineage: Eukaryota; Fungi; Glomeromycota; Glomeromycetes; Diversisporales; Gigasporaceae
Source: the annotation of a GenBank genome assembly